This is a messenger RNA of Microtus ochrogaster (prairie vole), 2863 nucleotides long. RefSeq names its product LRR binding FLII interacting protein 2 (gene Lrrfip2). The transcript is spliced from 24 exons. The record is from RefSeq and is a predicted model, not a curated record. Bases 389 to 2311 code for a protein of 640 amino acids. Gene Ontology annotation, biological process: regulation of DNA-templated transcription. Lineage: Eukaryota; Metazoa; Chordata; Mammalia; Rodentia; Cricetidae.
CGCCGCAGCUGCAGCCGCCGCUCGGGCUGCGGCUCAUCCCGGGUCGCGUUCGCCGUCCCGGCCGCGCCGCGAAGGGCACCCUGAGUGUGGCUGCGUGACCGGCCGCGGCGCGAGGAGCCCUUCUUCUGCCUCCCUCCGGCCCGCGCGGUGGACGGUGUCGGGACCGAGUGUGGCCGCCGCGCCCCUCGCCCCGCUCCCGGGCGGCCGCUCCGGCCCUUCCGGGCGGCGCCGCUGCCUCAGCCCGCUCCACACGCAGAUGUGGGAAGACAAAUGAAGGGGUUUAGAUGCCAAAUAAAUGUCAGUGGAAAGGAGAGCUACCGACACUAAGGGCUGAACACAAGUAAACUCCUUUUUCAGAGUUAAAGAAUUAUUUAAAAUAAAAACCAAGAUGGGGACGCCUGGUUCUGGAAGGAAAAGAACACCCGUGAAAGAUCGAUUUUCUGCAGAAGACGAGGCUUUGAGUAACAUCGCUAGAGAGGCAGAAGCAAGGCUAGCAGCAAAGCGGGCUGCCCGGGCUGAAGCGAGAGACAUCCGCAUGAGGGAACUGGAGCGACAGCAAAGAGAGAAUUAUUCUUACAGUCACAGCUAUGGGAUGAAGAAGCGAUCUUCUGGUUCUCAUAAAGACCCCCUGAGUGGCCUCUAUUUUGACCAGAGAAACUAUAGCAGUCUUAGACAUAGCAAACCUGCCUCUACCUACUUCUAUCGGUCUUCUUCCCUGUGCAGUGACCCGCUGGGGACAUCGAGUAAGAACAGGGCAUCAUUGUCUGGUGGUGGAUUAUAUAACCCUUAUGGUUCUCGAACUCCAUCUGAAUACAGUUACUACUCAUCAAGAGCGAGUUCCUCCAGGAGCAGCCCUGUGUCUAUCGACGACGACACCGCAAGCAUUGUGUCUUCUGAUCGUGCCAGUCGUGGGCGAAGGGACAGUGUGGUCUCUGCCGCUGAUUAUUUUAGUCGCUCCAAUCGUAGGGGGAGUGUUGUCUCUGAGGUGGAUGACGCCGGCAUCUCAGACUUGACCAGCUUGGAUGAAAAAUCAGACAAACAGUAUGCUGAAAAUUACACAAGACCUUCAUCUCGAAAUUCUGCCUCAGCCACAACGCCUCUAAGCGGAAACUCAUCCAGACGGGGCAGCGGGGACACCAGCAGCUUAAUAGACCCAGACACCUCGUUAAGUGAACUGCGGGACAUCUAUGACCUGAAGGACCAGAUACAUGAUGUAGAAGGGAGAUACAUGCAGGGACUUAAGGAACUGAAGGAGUCUUUGUCUGAAGUAGAAGAGAAAUACAAGAAAGCCAUGGUGUCCAAUGCACAGCUCGACAAUGAGAAGAAUAACCUCAUCUACCAGGUGGACACCCUCAAGGACGUUAUUGAAGAGCAGGAGGAGCAGAUGGCAGAGUUUUACAGAGAAAAUGAAGAGAAAUCAAAGGAGUUAGAAAGGCAGAAACAUAUGUGCAGUGUGUUGCAGCAUAAAAUGGAUGAACUCAAAGAAGGCCUUCGGCAGAGAGACGAGCUCAUUGAGGAGAAUCAGCGCCUUCAGCAGAAAGUAGACACCGUGACAAAAGAGGUGUUUGACCUCCAAGAGACGCUUCUGUGGAAAGAUAAAAUGAUUGGGGCCCUAGAGAAACAGAAAGAGUACAUUACCUGCCUCAGGAGUGAGCGAGAUGUGCUCAGAGAGGAGCUGCCUGACCUGCAGGAGACAGUGCCAACAGCAGAGAAACAUGGCUUAGUUAUAAUCCCAGACAGCACUCCCAAUGGUGAUGUCAAUCAUGAACCUGUGGUUGGAGCCAUUACUGCUGUGUCUCAGGAAGCUGCUCAGGUCUUGGAGUCAGCAGGAGAAGGGCCACUAGAUGUGAGGCUACGGAAACUUGCUGGCGAAAAGGAGGAGCUCCUGUCACAGGUUAGAAGACUGAAGCUGCAGAUAGAGGAAGAACGGCAGAAGUCUUCAAGGAAUGACGGCACAUCUGGGGACCUGGCGGGGCUGCAGAAUGGCUCAGAUUUGCAGUUCAUCGAGAUGCAGAGAGAUGCCAAUAGACAAAUUAGUGAAUACAAAUUCAAGCUUUCCAAAGCAGAACAGGACAUAACCACCUUGGAACAAAGUGUCAGCCGGCUCGAGGGCCAGGUGCUGCGCUACAGAACUGCCGCUGAGAAUGCAGAGAAAAUCGAAGAUGAGCUGAAAGCAGAAAAGAGGAAGCUGCAGCGAGAGCUACGGACAGCACUGGACAAAAUCGAGGAGAUGGAGAUGACCAAUAGCCACCUGGCAAAGCGGCUGGAGAAGAUGAAGGCCAACAGGACGGCCCUUCUAGCCCAGCAGUAGGGGACGGACCUUCCGCCUGGGUGCUGCUCCGAGGGCCCUGCCCAGAGAUACUGACUCUUUGUAUAUUGACACAAAGUUUUUCGAGUACUGUUUGAGUCUUGUCAUUAAACAGCCACCUUUGUAUUUUAUAAUUUAUGAGAAUGAAGCAGGUCUAAUUGUCAUGAAUUUGGAUUUUGUUUGUAGUUCACUUCUAGCGUGAGAACUAGUCUGUGCUGUUUUAUUUUUAAUUUUCAACAUCCUAGAAUCAUGUUUUCUCAACAUCCUCCUCCAGCUGCCUCGUUGACUGGGUACACGGGAGGCUGUGGUGUGUGUCUGGAGGAUGGCCGUUCUGAGUGCUGAGACACUUGCUGGAGACCUCAAAACACAAGUGCCUUCUCCACGGUGUGAUCCAAGCCUCAGAGACCGAGUGGCCAAGAUUCCUACUCUUCUCCCAGAGCAUUUAUAAUUCAGUGAGGAAGUAUUCAGGGGUGGGGAGUCUGUGUUUCGAUCAAAUUUGUUUGGAGAAAAAAAGGCCUUUUUUUGUAAGAUAUUUAAAUUUAUAUAAAAAUGUUA